AUGGCAGCCAUAGAUCUCUACUUUGAUCCUCUCAUGGAAUCCAAGCCUCUUGGUCUAAACCAGCUUACACCAUACCAAAUGUACCAGAUUCAGAAGCAGCUUAACCAUAGACGCAGCAGCACAACUUCAAACCGAAUCCCAAUGAAGAAACUCUCAGCAUCUUCCUCCAACUCCCAGAAGGUCUACAAAGGCGUAAGGCAGAGACAUUGGGGAAAAUGGGUCGCUGAGAUUCGUCUACCCAGAAGCCGGACUCGGCUCUGGCUCGGAACGUUCGGAACCGCUGAGGAAGCUGCCUUGGCUUACGACCAAGCAGCUUUUCAGAUCCGUGGAGAUGUCGGGAAGCUUAACUUCCCAAACAUGAAACAUGACGAAAUUAAUCAUCUCCCUUCUUCUGUCGAUGCCAAGCUCCAAGCUAUUUGUCUGAGUUUGAGAAAAACAGAGGAGACAUGCUCUGUUUCGGAUAAAACAGAGGAUAUAUGCUUUCUUGGUAAUAAAACAGAGCUUUUCUUGCCAAAAACAGAGCAUGUGGAAACGAAAUUCUCCGAGGAGUCAUCGAGAACCGAUGAGAAUACGUUGUCGGACGAGUUUAAACAUGAAUGUCCGUCUUCAGGACAAGGUAUAACAUUACUAGAAUUCUCAGAUACUGAGUUUAACGAGAUUGGCAGUUUCGGACUCGUCAAGUUUCCUUCGGUGGAGAUCGACUGGGAUGCGAUUAGCAAACUUUAA
This is a messenger RNA of Eruca vesicaria subsp. sativa (arugula), 726 nucleotides long. Lineage: Eukaryota; Viridiplantae; Streptophyta; Magnoliopsida; Brassicales; Brassicaceae. The record is from the annotation of a GenBank genome assembly.